Molecule: messenger RNA, 1104 nt
Organism: Scomber japonicus (chub mackerel)
Lineage: Eukaryota; Metazoa; Chordata; Actinopteri; Scombriformes; Scombridae
Product: CCN family member 1-like
Exons: 5
Coding region: 1-1104 (367 amino acids)
Biological process (GO): signal transduction
Cellular component (GO): extracellular region
Molecular function (GO): protein binding
Source: RefSeq, a predicted model, not a curated record
AUGUAUGAAGUCUUUGCAUUCGUGAUCCUCUGCAUUUCACUGGUGUCAGCAUCAUGCCCUAAAGACUGCCGGUGCCCCUCUGAAUUGCCCAGAUGUGCAGCAGGAAUUAGUCUCAUGCUCGAUGACUGCGGGUGCUGUAAAGUUUGUGCACGGCAGCUCUUUGAAGACUGCAGCAAGACAGAGCCAUGUGACCGCACAAAGGGACUGGAGUGCAACUUUGGAGGUGGAUAUGGUUCUGCGAGGGGAAUCUGUCGAGCUAAAUCUGAUGGAAGAACAUGUGAGUACAACAACAAGAUUUACCAGAAUGGGGAAACCUUCCAACCAAAUUGCAAGCACCAGUGCACUUGCUUGGACGGUGCUGUUGGGUGUGUGUCCCUGUGCCCACAUGAACUCCCACUGCCCAACAUGGGCUGUGCCAAGCCAAGGCUGGUCAAAGUACCGGGGCGAUGCUGUGAACAACUCAUUUGCCCAGAAGAAGGAAAGACGGAGAGUUCUGUGGUGAAGAAACACAGCAAAAAGCACCACAAAGACAGACCAUCUGAACAUGACCUCACCAUGGAGAAUGAGCCGGCCCCUUUUUGGAGAGGAGAAAUGAAAUCUUUACCUGCUUUCAGGAGUCUCCCAAUGGGGCGCAUGUUGGCCAGUGGAGUCAAGUGUGUGUCUCAUACCACAGCUUGGUCUCCCUGCUCCAAAUCCUGCGGUACUGGAGUGUCCACGAGAGAGACCAACAGCAACAGCCAAUGCAAACUAGUGAAAGAGACUCGAAUCUGUGAAAUCCGACCGUGCAACCAAAUAAUGAAGAAUGGUAAGAAAUGUAACCACAUAGAGAAAGCAAGCCGUCCAGUUAGACUGUCCCAUGCAGGCUGCCGUAGCCUGAAAAAGUUCCAGCCCAGGUACUGCGGGUCCUGUUCAGACGGGCAGUGCUGCAGGCCUCACCACACCCAGACGUUACCUGUCCGCUUCCGAUGCAAAAAUGGAGAGACCCUCAGCAGGAUGGUGAUGAUGAUCCAGUCCUGCAAGUGUAACCUCGACUGCUCAGGCCGCAAUGAAAAGCCGCACGCUCUUGCAAGACUUUUCAAUGAUAUCCACAAAUUGAAAAUGUAA